UGAAGCUCUUGCUAUUCUCAAUCCUUUGCUGCAUGAUUGCUGCUACGUGUAUAGAAGGCGUUGAACAUGGAAAAUAUUUUGUCUGCUAUUUCACCAAUUGGUCACAAUAUCGCCCCGGCACCGGAAAGUUUAAAGCUGAUGAUGAUGUAGAUCCGAAUCUAUGUACCCACAUCGUGUAUUCAUUCGUUGAAAUUGGCAGCAAUAACGAGCUCAAACUCCGUGAAUGGAAUGGGGAUCAGUUGAUAAGACAAUUAACGUCUCUUAAACAAUCAAAUCCUGAAUUGAAAAUUACGGCAGCUGUUGGAGGAUGGAACUUCGGUACAAAGCAAUUCAGCAUUGUUUGUCAGAGCGAAGCAAACAUGCGGCAUUUUGCCAACACAUCAGUUUCGUUUUUGAGAAAAUGGGGUUUUGAUGGCCUUGAUAUGGACUGGGAAUAUCCAGGAAGUAGAGGAUCUCCACCUGGCGACAAACAAAGAUUCACACGUCUCCUAGAAGUACUGAUGGAAGAGUAUGUGUAUGAGGCUUCUACUACGGGGAAACCGCGACUUCUCUUGACUGCAGCUGUUGCUGCUGGAGUACCAACUGUAGAUGCCGGAUAUGAAAUAUCCAAAGUUUGCGAAAUUUUGGAUCUCGUUCAUUUAAUGUCUUAUGAUUUGCACGGAGCCUGGGAAAAUACAACUGAUCAUCACAGUGCACUUUAUCCAGGAACAGUGGAUUACGGUAGCGACGACAGACAGAAUUUCAAUGUGGAUGACGCACUCAAUCAUUGGCUGGGUAAUGGAUGUUCACCAGAAAAGAUGGUACUUGGCAUACCUUUAUAUGGAAGGGGUUACACAUUGGCUGAUCCCAGCAAAGGCGGAUAUGGAGCUCCCGCUAGUGGUGCAUGUACAGCCGGAACGUAUACAAGAGAAGCUGGUUUUCUGGCCUACUAUGAGAUUUGCGCGAAGACGGGUACAAUAAGUGUCAAUUCUGACGCAGAAGCACCUAAUAUUGUCACCGGAGAUCAAUGGAUUGGUUAUGAAAAUGUAUUAUCAGUCGGCAAAAAAGUCGACUACUUGAAAUCAUACAAUCUUGCCGGUGCUAUGAUCUGGAGUUUGGACCUUGAUGACUUUGAUGGUAUGUGCCCAACUGCGAAGAAGUAUAUACUGUCCCGAGAAAUUAAAUCGAAACUACAUAAUGGAGCAGCGGACGAUAAUGCGUGUUACCCUAUGGUAACAACGACCGCGGUAACUUGGUGGCCACCUGCAGUUCCACCCACUAGUCCCCCUAUCCAAUACGAGUGUUUCUACCCGGACGCGCCAUGCAAUUGUCUUUAUGCGAGUAGUACACAUGUACCACCAACGCAACCAAAUGGAGGAACCACGACAAUGUUUACCACAACAACUCACGCACCAUGCGAAGGUGCUGAUUGUGGACCACAGUGUCUAGGGGGAAACGGCUUUUAUCGCGAUGAAAGUGAUUGUCAUUGUUUUUAUCAAUGUAACAACGACGUCAGUGUUCACAGAUGCUGUGAUCCAGAAUUAUAUUUCGACGAAGAAAAUCUUUUAUGUGAUUGGAAAGAUAACGUUUACUGUCCCCUGGACGGCACUUCAACAACAACGUUAGCUGCUGAAACAACCACAACAGCUGCCUCUGGUGUCACCACUACAACCACUGCGGGUAUUACUACCACCACCGGUGCUGCAGCUACCACUACCACCACUUCGGCGACAACCACAACAGCUGCCACUUCAGUUUUUACUUGUGAAGGCAAACCAGACGGUAACUAUGCCGAUCCAUAUGACGACACAUUUUUCUACCAAUGCUCCGGCGGUUCGACUACCAUCCAACAGUGUCCUCCGGGUACUGCAUUCAACGGAGCGAUUUGUGACUGGGCCUAAUUCCUAAUUCAUGAAAAUGCUGCUGCUUAUGCUUGUUGCGCUUCGCUGUUAGGGCCUCUAUGAAAAUGCAUAAAUUGAACAAAAACACUGCUAAAUUUUAUGUGACAUGCCGCUUGAAAAUUGUUGAAUGUUUCAAAAUACCCACGUAAAAUUGAUUUCAAUUUAUCAUAAGAAUUUUUCUUGAAAAAGUAUUAGGCCUAGAUUCUGAAAUAUACGUUUAAACAGAGUUGGAAUGAGAACCCGAAGCAAUUUGCUCAGAUAAUUUAUUUGGCUCCUUUAAACAAAGUACAAGAAUAUGGGCUUUCAAUAAUACGCUAUCACUGUUUUCACUCUGCUGUUGCUGCGUCUGUGUGCUCGCUUGCGGUGUGCUUCCUCGGCGAGGUUAACUCGAUAGAUUCGAAGGCGAAUAAAAGAAUCGUUAGUUGAGUAAUUGAUGCUAAUAAAUGUGCAUAACUAAGUUGCCAAUCGCUUUGUUUUCAUUUCUCAUUGUUGGUGGCUCUUCUGCCCGUCUUCUUCCGCUACCUUAUUGCUUCUCAAUGUUUAAAUGUGUUUUAUGUCAGCGAAAUACAUAAGCUUGCUGGUGAAUGUUAGUGUUUUUUUUAUUGCAAUCUUCAGUUAUUUAAUUCAACAUAAUAAAAACAGUGUAAUUAUAUUUAAACAACUCCGUACAAAUAUGAAAAUUGUGUGACUUGAAGCCUACUCAUACAAAGCAUUUUAUUGUGUAUGUUUAUAGUAACAUUUGACCGGGAAAAUACAAUUCCUACAAUUUCGUUCUGUACGUAAAAUAGUUCUGUUAAUCUGCAUGCUUGUGCACAUAUUAUCUGUCCUGCGUAUUUGUGUUAGUUGUCCUGUCUAUCUUUGUUGACCUCAAAAUUCCGUGUGUUUACGAAUAUUGUCAUGGUUUUGCUUUCAUCUUGGAGAAACUUAUCUACGAAAAAUAUUCAAGACACCCCGGUGUUUCACGGCCUGUUCAAGGUUUUAUGUAUGUACAGUAUUUUCGUUAUCGUUACUUAUGUCUGUAAUUAUUCUGUUUGUCAUAUAUAUUUGUCGUCAGCAUCGUAACGCUAAAAGAGACAAUCACUCGAUCAGCUACAAAUAUUAUGGAAUUUCAAAUUUUGCUAUUUUUCUACUAAUCAAAUUGUUCAUAUUCAAGCAGGGGUCUUAUGCCCUACAGCGUUUUGCGGACAUUGAAUAAAUUUUCACUUUUUCGUCCAGAAAUUACAUGCCAGGGAAUUUAACUAAUUUGCAAUACAACAAUUAGUCUCAGUGUUUUAGGAAAAGCUUUUCUUACAGGCGGGACGGAGUCAUAACAGACAGCACAUGUCCCGUUAUGUAUUACGAUGCUGAUUGUGUAAAUGACGAUCUUCGUGUUGUUUGUUUUGUUGUCUCAGUCUGUCUGAAAUAACACUUUUUCCACGUCGGGACGGGGAGUCAUUGCAGACGGGCACAUGUCUUUUAUUAGAUUAUAAUCGUGACGUUGUCUUGUCUAGUUUUGUAUUUGUUUGAUUCUCAAUGUCGCUUCAAUUUGUGUCAGAUUAAAAUAGUGUGGACUCUGUCAUAUAAUACAAUAGCGAUGGUAACAUUCUUGAUUUUACUUUAAGAUAAAAAUCGCAGUUACUACUGUUUAAUAUCUCUAAAAGAAAUUCUACAUUCAUUAUAUAUAUAAUGAUUGAAAUUUGACCUCACCACAUAUAAUUGUUUAUUGCUGUAAAAAUUUCUUUGGUUGAAUGUUUUAAAAUUAUCUGAUGGGCGUGCAUACACCCUUUUCAUGUUUACUAUAUGGCCGGGGAUAAUGGCAAUAUAUAUAUGUCAAUAAAUGUACCAGGAAUUGAAUAUAUGGGUUGAGUGUUGAAUACUAACAUAUACAGCAAGAACACUGGGGUAAAUAACUCACAUCGUCAAAUUUAAAAUGGAUGUAUGCCCAACAAGAAUAGAACAGACUGUGGAGUGUGGCGCAUCGUGCUCAGCGUUAGGAAUACGCUCACCAACGCACCUCCGAUUACCCUGCGUAGGUUCGCAGCCCAUGUAGUGACGAAUAUGUGCGAGUAUUGCUGGACUCUCGCCGCCGUAGUGGUUCACGUAACCGCGGGUCGGUCAAGGCUUCCUGCACCAUUAAGUUCAUGCAUCGGAAAAUAAAUAACAGGUCAACUAAUCCUAUACCCAACAUGCACUGGUAACCGGACAAGAGGCCGUGGUUCGCCAGGUGAUUGAGCCGACUCGUGGGAUUUUCUCUUCCCGGGAUAAAUAUUAAAUCCUAUCCGAACUUUUUGCUACCAAGUCUUUUCAGUUAACGGUACAUGGAAGGAUUGACGAGAAAAUCCGAAACUGCGCUACUUUCACCGCUCCAUUCGACCGGCUGUGCCAAUGGCCCAAAUUUUUAAAUUCAAUGACGUAUUUCUCUGCAUAAACUGGCUGCAGAAUAAACCUGAUCGUUUCAGAUAGGCGUGGGUGACAGAGAAAAUAGCGAUCAGCGUUUGCAUGAAUCAAGUCGGCGACAAGAUGCCUACCAGGUAAUCAUCUACAUCAGGCCUGCCCAACCUUUUUCGGCCACUUUCACGUGACGAAAUCGGUCGCGGGCAGCAAAC
Styela clava is the source of this 4465-nucleotide messenger RNA. RefSeq names its product chitinase-3-like protein 1. Gene Ontology annotation, cellular component: extracellular region. Gene Ontology annotation, biological process: carbohydrate metabolic process; chitin catabolic process. The record is from RefSeq and is a predicted model, not a curated record. Gene Ontology annotation, molecular function: chitinase activity; chitin binding. NCBI's taxonomy places the organism in Eukaryota, Metazoa, Chordata, Ascidiacea, Stolidobranchia, Styelidae.